Olea europaea var. sylvestris is the source of this 2759-nucleotide messenger RNA. Its product is annotated as H/ACA ribonucleoprotein complex non-core subunit NAF1. Gene Ontology annotation, biological process: ribosome biogenesis; box H/ACA snoRNP assembly; pseudouridine synthesis. Gene Ontology annotation, cellular component: sno(s)RNA-containing ribonucleoprotein complex. Gene Ontology annotation, molecular function: RNA binding. The record is from RefSeq and is a predicted model, not a curated record. The coding region runs from base 174 to 2351 and encodes 725 amino acids. Lineage: Eukaryota; Viridiplantae; Streptophyta; Magnoliopsida; Lamiales; Oleaceae. The transcript is spliced from 3 exons.
UCUUUCCUGUUCGAAUCGAAAAUACUAGCAACUAGGGUUUAAGAAGAUUUGCCUUUGUAACGCCACUUCCCAUAAUUUUCGCUUUCUGCGUAUACACAUACAUAUAUAACUUGGCUAUUCUUCGGUAUGACAACCAUGAAACUUACCUUCAGAACCCAAAGUUUAGUCCGACCAUGGUGAGCUAUUUACAUGAUUCUAUUACUGAAGAAGAGAGAGUAGAACAAGAAGAAGAGGAACUAGAAAACCUGAAAAACCAAUCUUUAUCAGAACUCAAGAAACCAUAUUUACUAAACGACCAACUUGAUCUCUGUCUUCCAGGUCUUGAAGACUUCUCUUUAUCUUUUGCUGAUUCCUUUCUUGAUUUUGAUUCAGUAAUGGCUGAUUUUGGAGAAAAACCAGUUCAUAUUGGCUCAAAUGAUACUGAAUUUGAGGUUGUUGAGAAGGGUUUGGAAGUUGAUAAUGAUGAUUUUGUUGGGAAAACUCUGGUUAAAGAGGAGUUAAAUGGAGAUGGGUUUUGUGGUAAGGUGGGCCAAGAAGAGGGUGGAAUUGGUAGCGUUGAGAAGGUUGCUGAUGGAUUUAUCGAGACAAAUAAGGUUGAGGAGGAGUUGAACGGAGAUGGGCUUUGUGGGAAGUUGGCAGAUUAUAGGUGUUUGAUUGAGGAAGAGAUUGGAAAAGUUACUCUGGAUGGGUCAAAUGGCUCAACUUCACUUGGUGUCGAAGGACAAACAGGUAAUAUGAGUGACAAAUGUGAAUUCCCCAAUGAUAAUUAUGCAGAAUAUUCUAAAGAUGUGAGCCUCCACGAGUGUGAGUUGAAGAGUGGUAAUAUAGUGAUUGAUAAUGGGAACGAAAUGGGGAUUGGUGAUUCUGAUAAUGGAGAGGAUGAUAUUGAAAGUGAUAUGGAGUCGGAAAACAAGAGUUCGUCAUCUUCAUCUUCGUCCUCAUCUUCUAAUAGUGAGGAAGAGGAUGAAGAUGAAGCUUCGGAAGAAGAGGAGGAAAGUGGGGAUGAGAAGAAAGCAGAUAAUGAGGUUGGGUUUGCUGGGGGGAAACUGGACAUAGAAGAAGGUGAGAUAAUGUUGUCUGAUGCAGAUGAGAUGAUUGCUUGGAGUGAAGAUGGAGAUGAUGAAGAUGGUGGAAGAGGUAUGGCAGGGCCCAUCAGGUCUAAGAACGAACUCCAGGUUCUGCCCCCAGUUCCUUCUGUGAAUGUAACUUUGGAACCACAUCAUCAAAUCCUGCCUAUUGGAAUGGUUUUAUCGAUCAUAGGUGCACAGGUCAUUGUAGAAGGGGUGGAGAAUCAUAAUCCUCUGAACGAGGGCUCGAUUCUUUGGAUAACUGAAAGCAGAUCAGCACUUGGAAUAGUGGAUGAAGUUUUUGGGCCAGUGAAGAACCCUUAUUAUAUUGUGAGAUACAAUUCAGAGACUGAAGUCCCAGCAAAUAUUCAGCAAGGAACAUUAAUCUCUUUUGUUCCAGAGUUUGUAAAUCAUGUACUCCAUGAUAAGAAUCUUUACCAGAAAGGGUACGAUGCUUCAGGAGAAAAUGAUGAGGAGAAGUCGGAUGAGGUAGAAUUUUCGGAUGAUGAAAAGGAGACCGAGUAUAGGAGGAUGCUUAAAAUGAAGAAAAGGGGCACAAAUGACCCGAAGCUUGGAACGAAGAAAAGGGAUAAAAAGCAAUUCAAAAAUCGAUCUGGCAACUGGAACUGUGAUCAAGUUGCAAUGGGUAAAACCUCUGCCGGAGAUAAUAACCUAUUAAUUGAUCAAAACCAGAAUUCAGUCCGCCCACCAGUUGGGCCAUCUGUGGAUCAAGGACGUGCUAUGGUUCCUUCGUUUGCACCAAGGGCACAAACUCCGGGUUUUUACCCCCCAAAUGGAAAUUGGACUAAUGGGUUCCCGUGUCAACAGGCCCAAAGUAUGGGCCUUCCUACUGGAUUGCCGGGAAACAGUAUUCCAUGGUUACCACAGACUCAUCCUCAACAAUUUUUUCAAAUGCCUUUGCAAACUGGUGUAUCACUGCAACAUCAAAGCAAUACAAUUCCUGGGUUGCCUUUUAACUUUGUUUUACCAGGUGGGCAAGCAAAUUUUGUUGGAGGCCCAACAUUUGCACCUGCACCCUGGAUGGGUCAAAAUGUGUUGAACCAGCCACCAUUUGGAAUGGGUUUACAUGGCCAACAAACCUCUCCGCCUGUGAAUGUGGAAGGACAAGCGGUUCAACUGAAUGGAUAUAAUCCUAAUUUACAACAAUCUCCUGUAACUUCAGAGAGACCUCAUGAUCGAGGUAUUGGUGGUGGGGGGAGAAAUGUGCAUCAGAACAGAGGUGGGCGUUUUGGACGUGGGAGAGGCAGGCAGAGAGGCCGCUAGGAUUGAAUAUACUUUCUUGACACCUCAAACUACAGUAUUUAUUUUCUGCUCGUGGUUGUGGAAGAACAAGCUGUUCAGUGUUUAGCAUAAUCAGUUGCAAUUGGGGUAUGAUUGUAAUUUGCAGCAAUCUUCCUUGACAUCAAGGAGACAUUAUAGUGGAGGUAUUGGCAGUGGGAAGAGGGCAUCUGGACGUUUGAGACGCAGGAGAUAGAUGCAGAAAGGCAGCUAAAAGGUUGCAGACUCUUUCUUGAUACCUUUGAACUACAAUAUCUUUGGCAUGCUCGAUAAUUUAAGGUUCCAUAACCUUGCAUUUUUCUACAUGUAUUUUAUUUUUGUUUUAUAUCCGAGGUACUAAUUUUCAUGGUUGUGACAAUUUUAUAUGUUUAUCAUGUGCCUUUUGAUUUUCCA